CACACCCCUAGGCGGAGACCUAAUUGCGUCACGUCUGAUUUUGGAGUAAUACCGAAACUAAAGAUAUCUGGGGGGGAAAAAAAAUCGUGUAACCAGUAUAUGUGGCGGAAGAGCGCAAAGCUCUGAUGAAAUGGUGCAUGCCUGAUCAUUUCCUAAGAAAUCAAGACUCAAGCGAAACGGUGGAAGAUGCACUAUUACAGAUAUGAGAAAUCAGAAGUCAGCUGUUGCUACAAGUACUUAUUGUUCAGCUAUAACAUUGUCUUCUGGUUGGCUGGAGCAGCAUUUAUUGCUAUUGGCUUCUGGGCUUGGAGUGAAAAGGGAGUGCUGCUGGACCUCACCCAAGUAACACGGUCACAUGGAUUUGACCCAGUGUGGUUGGUGCUGGUAGUGGGAGGUGUCACGUUCAUCCUAGGAUUUGCUGGGUGUGUAGGGGCACUGCGUGAGAACAUCUGCCUUCUGAAGUUUUUUACCGUAGUCAUCGGUUUCAUCUUCUUACUGGAGUUGACGGCGGCUGUGCUAGCCUUCGUUUUCAAGGAUCCUUUAAAGAAAUGGAUUAAUGAUUUCUUCCUGACCAAUGUGAAGGCCUACCGGGAAGACAUUGACCUUCAGAACCUCAUCGAUUCAUUACAAAGAUUGAACCAGUGUUGUGGUGCCGUAAACCCAAAUGACUGGGAUCAGAAUAUGUACUUCAAUUGCACACCUGGCAACCUCAGCAGGGAGCGUUGCGGAGUUCCCUUCUCCUGCUGUGUCACUGGCCCGCGUCAGGACUCUGUUGUGAAUACCCAGUGUGGUUAUGACACAAGAGCACCACCGGCAAACUGGAGCAGCCAGAUUUAUACGAAGGGCUGCAUCGUAGCGCUGGAGGAGUGGCUGCCACGGAACAUUUACAUUGUGGCUGGGGUCUUCAUUGGCAUCUCCUUGCUGCAGAUGGUGGGAAUCUACUUGGCAAGAACACUAAUUGGAGACAUUGAAAAAGUUAAUUUUAAUUAUUAAGCUAUCAAGCAUUUCAGAAUGUGCCUAUAUCAAAUAUAUAGCUCAGUGUAUCUGCCUCGGUAAGAAUACCAAGAAUCUAGGAGAAAUGCAUUUAAUUUCAAUUUCAUUGUCAUUUCCUGGAAGAUUGGAAGAACAGCUCAUAUUUACUUUUACAAGUUUAAGUGAGAGGAAGAUUUUCACAGGAGUUUGUAGAGUUUCAUCCAGUUGCUAUUCUGUUACACUUUCUCUCCUCGGAAAGUCUCACUCUUAAGACAUAUCUGACACAGACUAAAAUAUCUGCCUUAGAAAUAAGUCUAAGAUUUUUAUUCAUGUUUAACUGCUUUAUUUUUGAGUAGCCAAAUGAGAAUCGGUAUAUAUACGUUUACAGUGAACAAUAAUAUUUAUGCAGUCAAAAUUAAGGUCAAAUUUAGGUUACCAAUGUUUCCCAGUGAGUUCAAUUACUGUAGCUUUUUAGAAAUCUUGACCAUUCAUUGGUUUACAAUAUGGAUUUUUUCCAGCUGGAGCUACACUGAUGUGUAGGUUCCCUUGUGUAUUUUCAGCUCCCUUGCCAUUCUCAAGAAUUCCUGUCAGGCACUUGCUUCAGUGUGCCUGACAGGUUAUAACUUGCAGAUAUAGGCCUAUCUCUUGCCAUUACUCGUAGCUUAGGAAAAGGUCUAGGAGUUGUUUGAUUGUAUACCAUCAGACAACAAUGAGUUACACCCAGUCAGUUUGUUAAAUUAAAGUGAUAUUGUUUUCUGGUGACACAUAAUAGAAGGGAUAUGUGAUAAUGCGACUUUUUAUGUAUAGUUACUGUCAUUUUAAGCUUCCUAAAUAAGAAUUGCUUGUAACUAUUUGCCGUUUCUAUGCAAUAAAAGGUUUUUGUAAUUAGUUUUAAGCUUUA
This is a messenger RNA of Brienomyrus brachyistius, 1873 nucleotides long. RefSeq names its product tetraspanin 14 (gene tspan14). Gene Ontology annotation, biological process: protein localization to plasma membrane; protein maturation; regulation of vascular endothelial growth factor signaling pathway. Gene Ontology annotation, cellular component: membrane. Bases 187 to 993 code for a protein of 268 amino acids. The record is from RefSeq and is a predicted model, not a curated record. Lineage: Eukaryota; Metazoa; Chordata; Actinopteri; Osteoglossiformes; Mormyridae. The transcript has 10 exons.